CUCUAAAAAUGCAGAGGCAAUCCAACACCUUCCGCGGCGCAGAGCUGUCGCCGCCGCAUACUUCACUGCCCAUGCCGCCGUACUCCCCUGAGAUGAAAAUUGAUGAAGCCACCGUUCUUCCGCUGUUCAGAAGGCACUCCGGCGACGGCAAGAGGGGGGUUUCAAGGUACCGGUGCUCGCCUGAAAGGAGGGCUCACUUCAUCCCUGUCGUCGUGAUUCUCUGCCUCUUCAUUCUCUGGUGGUUUUCUCAUCCCGUGUAUUUGGAGAUGAAGAAUGGAAGAAUGAUCGGUGUUUCGCGACAGAUGAUUCCACAGAAUACAUAUCUUGCUAACCUGGCAUCAAUCUUCACUCCAUAUCCAUCAAUCUCCGAAAACGGUGGUCGAUGAUGAAGACCAGAACGAG
Molecule: messenger RNA, 402 nt
Organism: Erythranthe guttata (spotted monkey flower)
Lineage: Eukaryota; Viridiplantae; Streptophyta; Magnoliopsida; Lamiales; Phrymaceae
Source: RefSeq, a predicted model, not a curated record